AUGUCCAGCUCAUCGUUGUCGAGCCAGAAUGGGUCUCAACCUUCCCCAUCAGUUGCAGCCGACAAGAAGACGCACCAGCCGCCACCGCGCGUUCGCCGCCGAAACCGACUUAUUACUUCUUGUCUUGAGUGUAGGCGGCGGAAGCUAAAAUGUGACAAAGGUCAUCCGUGUGCACAUUGCACCAAGAACACGCGCCAAUGCGUCUUCAUCGCCUCCGGGCUUGAUGCGAACGCUCAGGCAAAGCUUGCUGAAGUAAAAGAGCAGAUGGGCCGUUUGGAGAGAAGCCUCGAAGAUGAUGUUGCGCGAAAAACGGAAGCAAAUGAAACAGAUACUCCUAGCUUUUCUAGACUCGGCGAACUGCCUGGCCAGGAACAAUCGAGUGACCAAGAAGACGACGAGGAAAUUAAAGAGCUGCGACCAACGUAUCUCGUUACCGAAGAUGCCGCUUACUAUGAGCCUGACGACGUUGUCAACGACGAUUUCAACGACGAUUUCAACGACGACAUAAUCGAUCUGGGCUUCCGCAUGGGCCGAAUUCGCAUCACAGAACGUAUCGGAGGACUCGUGCGCCCAAGAUUCUCGGAAGAACUUACGCAAUCACUCAGUGAGCUGCCAGACCGCGAUAUUCUCCAUCAGUCUACCAUCGAAGAGGAUUCUGCUAGUUGGUUAGCACCUACGCAAGACUAUGUUGCGCCCUCUUCGAAUUUCAUGUUGGCAUCAGGGAUCAACCAAGCAUCACUUGAGGCUUAUCUUCCUGCACGUGCUGUUGCUGAUAAACUGCUCGCUCACUACUGGGUCACUGUUCAUAUCAUAGCUCGGACUGUACAUCGCCCUUCAUUCGAAAGACAAUAUCAGAACUUCUGGAUCAGAGUCAACAUGGGCAUGGAGCCUCGUGCAUCUUUCCAAGCGGUGCUCUUCGCGGCCUUGUUGGGUUCAGUUGUCUCCAUGAACGACGAUAUGGUGCGCGCUGAGUUUGGAGUCGAAAGGCAAACGAUGGUAAACAGCUUCCGUGAAGGGGCCGAAACAGCAUUGGCGCGAGCCAACUUCCUUCGCACUACGAAACUGGAGACGCUCCAAGCUUUCGUGAUGUACCUUAUCCCUAUAUGUCGCAAUGAAGUGUCUCGCGCACACUCCGCACUCACUGGAUCCCUUAUUCGCUUAGCCGAGUGUAUGGGUUUGCACCGGGACCCAACAGCCUACAGUUCCUCACCAGUUGAGAUCCAAGUACGGCGCCUCAUAUGGUACCAAAUAUGUUUCUUGGAUAUGCGCACUUGCGAAGCUGUUGGUCCUCGUCCACAAAUCCGGCUCGACGAUUAUGACACUCGCUUCCCACGGAAUAUCGACGACGUCGAUCUCGAUCGCGCUGAGCGUGGCGACACCGAGGUAGAUGUUAGUAAAGACCGCAAUCACUUUACCGACAUGACUAUCAGCCGCAUGCGAUUCGAAGCUUAUGAAAUGCAUCGUUUGCUUUGGAGUGAGCGCCCAAAACUGGAUCGCAAACUCGGUAACGGAAAAAGCAAAGUCACAAUUACCUCUUUGCUGUCGCGUGUCCAGUCGUUCCAGGCCGCUAUGGAAAAGAAGUACCUUCCCAUGCUCAACAAGUCGGAACCAAUACAUGUUUUGGCGUCUGAACUGUAUGGCAUCGUUUCGAAUCGCCUUUACGUUUCCAUACUACAGAAGUACAUCACCUCAGCCCGUAGUCGCAUGCCGGAGCGCUUACGACUAUUGGCAAUGAGCGCGGCAACCAUGAUUCUGGAGCACGGUAUGACAAUUGAGCAGCAUCCAAUCCUAUCCUCUUGGUCAUGGAUUGUCGGAGCUCUCCACCAACAUCACUGCGCGCUCCUCCUCGUGAAUGAGAUUUACAUAGCAAACCCAGAGCCAGCCAUGGAACAGCGUAUGUGGAGAUGCCUGGACUACUCAUUCAACCUGCCCGCUGGACUUUCCAACGUCGAGAAAAUAAGGAUGGUUCUAGAAGAACUUAUUGGCAAAACGAAGAAGUACUCAGACGUGAAACGAGUACGAGUUCCUGCCAACAUGCCGCGAGCAUGUGUAGCGCCAAGACAACGAGUACAGAGAGAGGAAAGAGAGCGCAGUGGAAGCACGCAAUCGAACAUGAGUACUUCUGGUCCCCUUUCGCAUCUACUGAGCGGUAAUGCAGAUAUGCAAAACCUCACGCCGCCGCCGCCACUAUCGCAAUCGCAAUCGCAAAGCCCACAGGCUGGAAACCCAGUAGCAACCGGGAUCAAUACUUUCCCUGGUGCCAUACCGACUGUAGACUGGGGUACUUUCGAUAUGCCAUCGCCCAUGCCAGUGUCGUCUUACAGUGGUAUUUCACCCACAAAUUACACAAGCACUUUGCUGCCGGACGCCGCACAGCAAGUUGGAGACGACACCGACAGCCCCCAGUCAGUCAUGUACGGAGGAAGUGGGAUGAUGGCGGGAUCAACAAAUGGUAACAUCAUGGAUGCCGUUAAUGAUAUUGACUGGAACGAUGUCGAGAAGAUGUUUGGUAGUGCUGAGAUGGGGGCGGGAAAUAUGCUCAUUCCGCCUUUUGCGUUCCCGUCGCUCACUGCUUCGGAUCUGCAGUGGCCGGCGCAGGAUCGGAUGCAGUGA
Messenger RNA from Alternaria atra, 2613 nucleotides. RefSeq lists its product as uncharacterized. Gene Ontology annotation, molecular function: zinc ion binding; DNA-binding transcription factor activity, RNA polymerase II-specific; DNA binding. Lineage: Eukaryota; Fungi; Ascomycota; Dothideomycetes; Pleosporales; Pleosporaceae. The transcript has 4 exons. The record is from RefSeq and is a predicted model, not a curated record. Bases 1 to 2613 code for a protein of 870 amino acids. Gene Ontology annotation, biological process: regulation of DNA-templated transcription; DNA-templated transcription.